CCGCCAUUUCAUACCACUCUGCUCUCCUAGGACAAGCCAGCUAACCAACAGUAGUGAAAAUGGAGAAUCAACUGUGCAAGCUUUUUGUCGGUGGCUUGAACGUUCAGACCACCGACGAAGGUCUGCGGACACACUUCGAACAGUUCGGCUCCCUGACCGACUGCGUGGUGGUGCAGAACCAGCAGCUGAAGCGUUCGCGCUGUUUCGGCUUCGUCACCUACUCCUCUCCAGGCGAGGCCGAUGCAGCAAUGGCGGCCAGGCCUCACGUGUUAGACGGUAACAACGUGGAGCUGAAGAGAGCCGUGGCUCGGGAGGACGCCGGAAAGCCAGAAGCGCUCGCUAAGGUCAAGAAAAUUUUCGUCGGUGGUCUUAAAGACGAUAUCGAAGGACAGCACCUGAUCGACUGCUUCUCUCAGUUCGGAGCCGUCGAGAAGGCCGAGGUGAUCACAGACAAAGAGACCGGCAAGAAGCGCGGCUUCGGGUUCGUCUACUUCGAAGAUAACGAUUCCGCCGACAAAGCGGUGGUGCUCAAGUUCCACCAUAUUAACGGACACAAAGUAGAAGUGAAGAAAGCUCUUACUAAGACAGAAAUGCAGACGGCGGCUUCCGGGCGAGGCGGUGUGCGCGGAGGAAGAGGAGCAGGAGGCCGCGGCAUGGGCAGGCCUCAGAACGGCUACGGCGCUGGACGUGGAGGCGGCGGCUACGGUGGCAACUAUGGCGGCGGAUACGGAGGUGGAAACGACUGCGGCUACGCUGGUGGUUACGGAGGCGGUUACGGUGGUGGCUACGGAGGUGGCUACAACGACCAGAUGGGGGGCUACGGUGGCGGCAACGGCUACAAUGAUUUUGGCACCGGCUACGGCCAGCAGGCCUCGGGCUAUGGUCCAAUGAAAGAACUGACAAAACUGGUGGAGUUUGGAAACUCUACAGUCUUGAGUCCAGUCGGUUGAUGAAGCUUUGCAGAUGCUGAGGCUGGUUUGACUCUGACCUGGUGUGUGAAUACUGGGGAAAGCUCUUGGAGUAUCCCAAGACUCAAAAGAGCAUGGUAUGCCAUCUGUGAGCAAGUUACUGCCAUGAAGAAGAACUGCUGGGGUUAUGGCUGAUCCACUGAAUGGAACUAAUGUCUGAAGCUGUUUGUAGUGUAAUGAAAAUAAACAUCUGCAUAUACAGUGGAGUUAAUAAAGUAUGUGAAAGGAA
Messenger RNA from Trichomycterus rosablanca, 1197 nucleotides. RefSeq names its product heterogeneous nuclear ribonucleoprotein A0a (gene hnrnpa0a). Bases 60 to 950 code for a protein of 296 amino acids. Gene Ontology annotation, molecular function: mRNA 3'-UTR binding. The record is from RefSeq and is a predicted model, not a curated record. Lineage: Eukaryota; Metazoa; Chordata; Actinopteri; Siluriformes; Trichomycteridae. The transcript has 3 exons. Gene Ontology annotation, biological process: mRNA splicing, via spliceosome. Gene Ontology annotation, cellular component: catalytic step 2 spliceosome.